AUGACGUGGACUAAAGAUGGGAAAACCGUGGCUGAAGGAGACACACUGAGUUUUAGAACAAACAGAACUCAAUCUGGAAAAUACUGGUGUUCGGCAGAGAAUGGAGUGAAGCCUUCUGUAAAUGCUAGCGCUAAUCUUGAUGUCCAGUCUCCUGCAACUUCUCCGCCGAAACCUUGUAAAGAACAUCUCGAUGUCGCCGUCAUAAUUGACUCCUCGGAUAGAAUAAGUCCUGCAGGUUACGAUUUAGUGCGGCAAUAUUUAAUUCGACUGGCUGAUAGACUUCAGAUCUCUGGAGCAGGAACGCAUAUGGCGAUCCUCCCUUACAGCUGGGAGGCACACACCUGGCACAGAUACGUGUUGCGAGUGAAAGGGUUCUCUCAUAUUUCCAGAUUUAGUGAUAACCAAACAAUUUCUGCGGUGAAGUCUAAAGCUAACAGCCUGCCGCACAGUCGAGGAGGUUCAAGAACAGAUAGAGCCCUGGAACUAGCAGCGCAAGAUCUUUUUGGCUGGGAAGAUAGUGGCGACAGACCAGAUAAACCAAAUGUAUUGAUUGUGCUUACACAUGGAACUACAUACGAAGGAAACAAGCCUCUCGCUCGGGUAGUUCCUCCUUUAGAUGAGGCCAAAGUGAGAAGGAUUGCCGUUGGAGCUGGAUAUGGAUUCCGUGAGCACGAACUUGGAAAAAUCGCCAGCAAUUCUAGCUAUGUUCUAAAAGUUUUUGGAGUCAACGAGAUGUUCUCCAAACUAGAGAAUGUGAUAAAUCUGGCUUGCGACGAGCAAGAUAUUGGUGAUUGCGGUGAAUGGGGAUCCUACGGAGCCUGUAGUAAGACUUGUGGUGGCGGAUUCCAAGUUCGCACAAGGACUUGUCCGGAAAACAGUCUUAAUUUGAGGAAACAAAAGAAACACUGCAAUGACAAGCUCUGUCCAGGACAAAAACUGUGCGAGGAUAAGGAGGAAAAUUGUCCAAUUAGGGCUGCCUCAGGAGACUGUUGGAAAACAGCUCAACCGUCGGAUACGUUUUACGUGGGUAAGAGGUUUCCUCUGUGGGACAUCUGCCCUAAGAGCUGUCGACGAUGUCAUGUGGAUCCAUGUCAAGAUAGCGAUCCUUAUGUUUGUCCUUGGUGGUCACAAGCGAGAGAAAACAAAAGGAAAUGCAGGUUCAUUUUCCCAUCAGGAGGCCGAAUAGCAACACUAAAAGAGAUGUGCCAGAGGAGCUGUCGUCAGUGUCCAGCCACAGGAGAUUGCAAGGAUGCAUUUCCCAGAUGCUACUCUUUUGUUCGUUUGAGAGGAUGUCGCCAUCGCCGAGUAAAACAGAACUGCCCUAAGAGCUGCGGUUUGUGUGGUGGUGGUAGUCCUGCUGGGGAUUUUGGCAAUGAUAAUGUUUGGCCAAAUAUUCAUGGAAACCGUCAUCCUGGUAACGUUGUACAUGGUAAAGUGUACCCAUGGGGACGUUGAAACAUUGAUUGAAAUUGAACCACAAGAAACAGCAAGAAAAUAUCAGUUGAUAUUCUCUGGGAAACGGUUAUCUGCUGUGAUUUUCAAGGUUCUACUGAUAUCCGUUUGAAAGAUUACUAGAAGCACUAAACGAUGAAAUACUCCAUUUCAUAAUGUUUAUUUUAGUUGUUUACUCCUUACCGAUCAACUUGAAAAUAUCUUGCGCGCACAUGAAUACCGUAAGAGGAAUUAAUUGUGAAGUUAAUAAAAGACAUUUGUUUUGUUUUUACGAAUGAGGAGUAAAAGGAUA
This is a messenger RNA of Pocillopora damicornis (cauliflower coral), 1744 nucleotides long. RefSeq names its product hemicentin-1. Gene Ontology annotation, cellular component: plasma membrane. The record is from RefSeq and is a predicted model, not a curated record. Gene Ontology annotation, biological process: homophilic cell-cell adhesion. NCBI's taxonomy places the organism in Eukaryota, Metazoa, Cnidaria, Anthozoa, Scleractinia, Pocilloporidae.